CUCCGUUUUCUUCGUCCGCCUUCAUUCUUCUUUCUCUCUCCAUCGGCACCGAACCAAAACAAAGAAGGCAGAAGAAAACCCAUCAAAGAGCGACGUAGAUAUAUAUAUAUAUAUAUAGAGAGAGAGAGGUUCUAAGUUUUUUUUGUUAUCUUUUUGUUUCUCUCUGUUCCGUGAAGCAGAGAUCACUGUAUCACCAAUCAAACAAUGCCUGCUUUGAAGAGCUUUUCCGCCGCCGAGGAAGAAGACGACCAACUGUGUCCGAACCCAGAAGCCGACCGAUAUAAGUCGGAAGCUGAGGAGGAGGAAGAAGAAGAUCCGGACCAAAUGGAUGAGAAGGACGAAGAUGAUAACGAAGGUGGGGAUGAGGAAGUCGAAGAUGACGUGACACGUGACGAAGAGGAAGAAGAAGAAGUAGAAGCAGAGGAUGAGGAAGCGUUAGAUGAAGAAGAUUCUAAGGAAAGAAGUCAAUCUUCUACAUCAGAAGAGCUAUCAGAAUCAGAAUAUAUGGAUAUUGAGCUAGGGGAUAUCCGUAGGGACGUGCAGUGUCCGAUAUGUUUAGGAAUUAUAAAGAAAACAAGGACUGUCAUGGAAUGUCUCCACCGGUUUUGCCGAGAGUGCAUUGAUAAGUCAAUGAGAUUGGGGAACAAUGAAUGUCCUGCUUGCAGAAAACAUUGUGCAAGCCGACGUUCUUUAAGAGACGACCCAAAAUUUGAUGCCUUUAUUGCAGCUUUAUUCAAAAAUAUUGAUAGAUUCGAGGAGGAGGAGUUGGCUUGUCAUGAAGAUGAGUUGGCUCGUAGAAAGCAGAUUCAAGUAUCUAUAGCCCAAGUAUCCCAACGACAAUCUGAGGCCCUUGUGAAAAGAAGGUCUUUUGGUAAAGAUGCAGGGGUCUUACCGAGACCACAACGUAUAGGUAGUGGCUCCAGAAGAAGAAGGAACUACAGAAACAUGGAACAAAAUACACCAGAAGCCGAUGAUGAUGAUGAUGAUAAUAACAACAGAGGCAAAGAUUCUUCUUCAGAUGAGCCUUGUGCUGAAAUACUGCUGAGAAAACGGAAAAGGCGCUCUACAACUCGUUCUACAGCUCACCCUUCUUCUUCAUGUCAAAACAACAACGAUAUCUGCGCUAAUAAGGGCACAGAGGAGGCCCAUCAUAGAGACAGCAGAGGAAUAUCACCUGGGCUUGUUUGGAACCCGGAAAUACUUGCAUGGGGAAGAGGCGGUACAAGGAGUAACACAAGGCAAGGGAAUAAUAACCAAGGAGCUAGUAGUAAGAGUGUUAGGAAUGCUCGGUUGAAUAGACUUGUGGAAUAUCUCGGUAGCUUAGAGAGUAACAGUGGCGAGUUGGAUAUUCAUCUUAAGCUUAUCUCGCUGGAUACAAAAUGUAUACCAAACUUACCUCAGCCAUAUCUCUGUUGCCGACCCACUUUGCUAGUCAAACAGCUUCGCAAAUAUGUUGCACUCCAGAUGCAAUUGAAGACUGAAGAGGUUGAAUUGCUGGUAUCUAAAGAAGAUGAUAGGGCAAUUGAGGGUAAGACCUCAUCGUCAUCAACAGAGAGGCUGCAAAGUAUUCAAGAUGAUGAAACCUUGGCAAAGCUAAGAGUUGAUUGCAUUUCAAGCCAUGGAUAUUUGAUGGUAGUGUGCCGGCAAAAGCAAAUCGGGUAGAAGCAUAGAAGGUGGAAGCAAUUGAUUCGAACAGUGUAAUAUAUGAAUGAAUUCGCCUAUGCUCUAGAUUGUUUUCUGUUUUUUAGUUUUUAAAAUAAAUUAUAUAAUCAAAUUCUAUUAGAAUCAUGAGACUCAAAAUGAGUA
Messenger RNA from Eutrema salsugineum, 1806 nucleotides. Its product is annotated as putative E3 ubiquitin-protein ligase RING1b. The transcript has 10 exons. NCBI's taxonomy places the organism in Eukaryota, Viridiplantae, Streptophyta, Magnoliopsida, Brassicales, Brassicaceae. The record is from RefSeq and is a predicted model, not a curated record. Bases 205 to 1662 code for a protein of 485 amino acids.